Messenger RNA from Paramormyrops kingsleyae, 3773 nucleotides. RefSeq names its product interferon regulatory factor 4-like. The record is from RefSeq and is a predicted model, not a curated record. Gene Ontology annotation, molecular function: protein binding; DNA-binding transcription factor activity, RNA polymerase II-specific; RNA polymerase II cis-regulatory region sequence-specific DNA binding. Gene Ontology annotation, biological process: regulation of transcription by RNA polymerase II; immune system process. Gene Ontology annotation, cellular component: nucleus. NCBI's taxonomy places the organism in Eukaryota, Metazoa, Chordata, Actinopteri, Osteoglossiformes, Mormyridae.
AAUUAAGGCAGGUCUGAAGGCGAAAGGGGGUCAAACACCGUAUUAGUAUGGUGUUCCUAAUAAUCCUUUAGGUGAGUGCAAGUCCAUUUAAUACUACAGUGUAGAAAACAGACAUAUGAAGAUCUCACUCUUUGUGCUUGAGUAGACUUACAGUCCUUCUAUCCUCCAGCUCAGUUUUGCAGAGUUUUAGUCAUUGUCCUGUCUUGUGAAGCCUGAAUGCCUCAGAAAUUAGAGUCUCAGGUAUCCAACUCAGAAUAUUCCAGUUAGUGACAAGCCAUGACCAGCUCAAUUUGGCAAAUUAGCUAAAUAUUUUACAGCAGUGGCUACUGCUUUAACCAUCUGUCAUGUUUAGCAGAAAAGUAAAACUAUUUAAGGGCAGUAAAAUCUUCUACAUCAAAACAUGCUGUUUCACAUGACCGAAAACAAGUGUCUUCUCUGACAUCAGUGGAAUGUUAAUAAAAUCAACUCACCCAACGAGACACAAACCUUCUUAUGUCAUACCAUGCAAUGGAGAUUUAUGGGAAAUGCAGUGCAUAUGUUAUCUUUGCAUGUCAAUAGUAUGGUCUUUGUUUUGUUGAUUCGGAUGUAUGAAUUGUAUGAUAAUUUGACCUUUAAUCUACUAGUAACAUAAGCCAUUUCAGGAAUACCAAGGUCUUUGAUUUGCAGAGCGCCAAUAAUACUUCUCUGAUGAAAGAAGGAACAAAAUAAGCAGUAGUUGAGAUAGUGAAGUUGCUCUGCGUAUUUUAAACUUCAACUUCCACCAAUAUGGUCAAAACUCCACCAAAGUUUUACUGUAGCAACACAAACAAAUCAAUGCUGAAAUAAUCUGUUCAAUAGAAAAAAGUUUGGUAACGCAUUACAUUAACUGCAUCUUCAUAAUACCUUUAUAAUGCAUUCAUAGAACAUUUUUAAGCAUCAUGUAAGUAUACCUUAACAACCUAACAUACCUUAACCAUUUUAAUAUAUAAUGCAUUACCUAAAGUUCCUUAAUCAAAUAGUGAAUUUCAGGAAAUCAAAUCAAAUCACUUUUAUUGUCACUUCGCUAUAACGAGUGAACUAGUGAGCAAAAGGUUUGGGUGAAGAGUUCCCCAUCAGCGGUGCAGUACACCACAUGCGGUCUAACUGUUGAAUUACCUAUUAUACUCCAAAUAAAGCUAUACGUCUAACACGUGCUAAUUAUUUUAUCAUGAAUUCUAUAGACAUCUCACCUCGAUUUUAGUUUAUUUAGCUUUUAGCUUUACCGUUUAGCAUUAUAAUAGGCAGGGGCGCCGUAAAAGGGGGAAAGUUAGGAUGCUUCCAAGGGCCCCUGAACGAUAGGGGCCCUAAAACGUUUGGAACAUAAUUGGAUUGGUCUGGGCAUGGGGUCCAAAAUCUCUAGCAGCACCCCCUGAUAGUAGGAAGUAGAAUAUAUACCAGCAUAAACAUAAAAUAAAUACCAGCAUAAAUGAUAAAAUAAAUUAACAAAUUCAGUUUUCCCCUUUUUAUUUAAAUUUAUUUGUCCUUUCUAUGUGUGUGCUGCAUGUCUCCAUGUGUGUGCUGCUCCUUGCUGCUUAAUGCACGAAAUUUUCCUCUGGGACCAACAAAGUAUGUUUUAUCAUAGGCGCGUCACUAGAUAUUAAUGAAAACGUUGCCUUUAACAAGCGUAUAAUGCAAGGACUAGUAAAACGUGUGUUAAUUUUGUGCUUCUGUGUAUCACAAUGAAACCAAAUAGACCAUAUAAAAAAUUUUUGAAUUUUUAGAUAGUCUUUUGCUGUAUCAUAAAUCAGUUUUAUAUACUGCAAUAAAAUAGCUCCAAACCUGCAUCUUUAAGAAAGCAUAGGUUACUACGUAUUUUUACAUGCACGACUGAAUUGCGCAUCUCAGGAAAACCACAAGUCACCUGGUAUCUGCAGUUAAAAUUAUAAUUAUUACUUUUUACUUUUAAGAUUCCAAACUAUAUAAUAAAAACGCUUAUUGUGUUAUUAAACGCUGAUUAUACAUUCUUACUUAUUGCAGCUCGUAAUCGUUAUUAAGUAAUAGUUUCCAAAAAGGGAAGUUUCGUGAACCCGAUUAGCUGUCAUAAGUAGGAAAUAGGAAAUCGAGAGCGUGUCGCUUUCAAUUCGCAACGUGUGUAUAGAUUUAAGCCUAUAAUUGUACCCAGUUAUAAUACAACAUUUUACGGAGGCGCGUUAUUUGAGUACUUUGGGUAUUUCAGUAGCUUAUGCAUGCCUGACCCAAAGUCCAUGCGCAUUAAAAUGAUAAUUUUAAUUAAGACAGUAAAACGGGUUUAGAAGCAGUGCUUUUCAGUGAAAAGAGUUCUUUGUUUGUAGUGUAGCGAAGAACAAUUACUGAGAGUUGGUCACUGUCAUUUAAGAACAGACUGAUUUGAUCUGACUACUGUAUGUAAUACCAGCCUGGCCCUAAACAGUACUAGCUUUGUAGUUAAAAGAUGGAAGACAAGAGAAAGACAAUGCGUCUGCGAGAAUGGAUUAUCGCUCAGAUUGAGAGCGGAAUGUAUUCGGGACUUUGUUGGGAAAAUUGCGAGAAAAACACGUUUCGAAUUCCUUGGAAACAUGCAGCAAAACAGGACUAUAAGCAAAAUGAAGACGCGGCACUUUUCAAGGCAUGGGCUGUGUACAAGGGCAAGUAUCACGAAGGCCAGGACAAGGCUGAUCCUUCGGUCUGGAAGACGCGUCUACGUUGUGCUCUCAACAAGAGCAGCGACUUUGUGGAGAUGCCAGAACGCAGCCAGCUGGACAUCAGUGAGCCCUACAAAGUGUACAAGAUCCAGACUGACCAAGAUAGUCCAGGGAAGCGGGUAACCUUGGGUAUCUGUUCGCCAAGCACAACUCUCAGGGCGCUGGCGAAAUGCCACAUGGAGUGUGUUUCUCCAGUCCAGGCCAAGGAUCGAGGCUGGGAAGGGAAGACGGACCCUGCUUGUCUGCCCCAGCAUCCUGCAGGUAUGGAUGCUAGAGGGGCGUCCUGCCCGUGGUCUGUGUUGGGAGAGCCGGGUCCUGCUGUCACCCGUCCGUUUGUGCCGCUCUCCAGCCACGAAGUGAUUCAUAUAUCAGAGUUUCGGUUGCGAGUGUGUCUCUUCUACCAGGGCCAGAUGGUCCAGGACUUCACCACCAGCACACCAAGGGGCUGCUGGAUCUCGCACGGCGCAGUGCCCGCAGAGGACGAGCGUGUGUUUGGCCUGAGGGCUGCGGAGCAGCUCCGCUUCCCUCUUCCAGAGAUCAUUCGGACCACGGGCGCCGUGUGUGAGGUCAUGGGUCGCCUGCUGCCCCACCUGCAGCGGGGUGUACGGGUGUGGGUCACCCAGGACGGGGUCUUCAUCAAGCGCUUCUGCCAGGGCCGCGUGUACUGGGGUGGUCCGCUAGCCCAGCAUCAGGACCGGCCCAACAAGCUGGAGCGGGAGAAAACCUGCAAAGUUCUGGAUGUAUACGUCUUCCUCCAAGAGUUGAGGCUGUUCCUGCAGGGGGCUGGACCCAAGCCUAAAUUUACGAUUGACCUGUGCUUUGGAGAAGAAUACCCAGAAUCUAUAGAGAGCAAGGCCAAGAAGCUCAUUACUGCGGAAAUCGAGCCAUUGUUCGCCAGAAAUAUGAUGAGCAGUGCUCUGGACCUCCCAGCGGACAUGGUACUGCAGGUCCGGGACUCGAGGGAGCACCAGCAGCGAGUGGCGGAACAUUCUGGGCCAGACUUACGCCUGUAAACGAGCUGCCACCUGCAUCUUAUGGGUGAAGCCCCACACCUGACAGAGUGUGGAGCUGAAUGUCCACUGUGGUCUCUGCUGU